AUGAUGGAGAUUAUCCUAAGAGGAGAAGCAAAAAGAGAAGAUUAUAAAAGAAGGGUGGAGCUGAAGAUAAAAAAGAAUAUAAAGAUGAAAUGAAGAAGAGCUGAAAAUUUAGGGGUUAACUUUGAGAAAGGUAAAAAGCUAGUAGCAGUGGGAAGAAAGGAAGAAGCAGGUGAAGACUCUGAUGGGAAGGAAGAAAUAAAGUGAUCUGAAGUGCAGAUGCAAAAAUAA
Blepharisma stoltei is the source of this 228-nucleotide messenger RNA. The record is from the annotation of a GenBank genome assembly. Lineage: Eukaryota; Ciliophora; Heterotrichea; Heterotrichida; Blepharismidae.